AGAAGAGAGUGCGGAGAAACGGGUUUAACCCGCACAAAUGAUAUUACCCAUAUUUUUAUUAUUUUUUAAUUUUAAACAGUUGUCAGCAAAGAAUGUGGCCACGUCAACAGGGAGGAUUAACUUCAUCCUGGAGGAUGCAAGUAUUACUCGUUCCAAAUCGUGCAAGGUUUGUGAUUGUUCGAAUGGGAUUUGUGAGCACGACCCAGUUCCGGUUGUUCUAAUGACCAAAGGUUGCAAUCUUAAUCCAUUUCUUUCUUAUUAUAAAUACACAAUUUGACCAGGCCUUUCCUAGACACGUUUCUCUCUCUAUAGGCAAAUAUGCUUUAUAUAUAUAAGUAUAUAUUAUUAAUUAAUAUGAGUCUAUUAUCAGUUGACUGUUACUUCAGAGACGACGUUGCUUGUUCUCAAUAUGUUAUUUGUUGAUGACUCUGAAGGGUGCUAAACACUGAGAGAGAAGACCAAGUCAAAACAUCCCCAAAUCUUGAUGUAGAGGCAGCACAAUAAAAUUCAAUACUUAGUGGAGUAGAUGUUUGUUUACUUGGUGUUGUCUUCUCUCUGGAACAAGUCAUGAUCAACUUGUUCAGAUUCCAGAAUGACCAAAUAAAAGUUCGAAUAUUUACAAUAAUUUGUUUGCUCUCCCUCCCUUCUCCUAGAGUCUUGUAAUAAAGCCUGCAAUGGCCGACUUGCUGAUCUUGGGCGCUGUAACAGCUGUUGGAUCUGGGUUGGGUUUUUACAUUGCAAAAAAUGUCAGGAAUACUUUUCAUUUCCAAAAGAACUUCAACUCUUUGAGAGACGAAAUGGAGAAAUUGAUGGAGCAGAGAAAUGUUGUGAAGAGAAUGGUUGAAAGAGCCGAGAGUGUACAGAUGCAGAGCACCGAACAAGUUAAGGGUUGGCUUCGAAGCGUAGAAGAAUUUAAUUCGGAAGUGGAGGUGCUCCUGGAACAGGUUGCUGCAAAAGAGAUCCAGAAAAAGUGUCUAGUAAUCUGUCCUAGACUUAAACUCAGCAAGAAAAUACUUAAGAAGCUUAAAGUUUUGACAGAUCUGAAGAGUGCGGGAAAUUUCAGCACUGUCGCUGAAGCAUUGCCCCCGGGUAGAGUAGAAGAAGUGCCUCUUGAAAUGACUGUGGGAUUGGAUUCGGCAUUUGACAAGGUCUGGGAUUUACUUGGUAGAAAUGAUGAAGUGGGAAUCAUCGGAAUAUUUGGAAUAGAGGGUGUUGGUAAGACAACCCUCCUCAAGAAACUCAACAACGAGCUAGCAAAUCAGCUGAUUGCAGAAUUUGAUGUGGUGAUAUGGGUUGCAGUGUCCAAAGAUCUAAAUGUUGAAAAAGUUCAAUAUCAAAUUGGGAGAAGGCUUGGAUUUCCACAUGACAUAUGGAGGGAUAAGAGCCAAGACCAAAAGAAGGCAGACAUCUUUAGGGUCUUGAAGAUGAAGAGGUUUGUGCUAUUGUUGGAUGACAUAUGGGAGCGACUUGAUCAUCUUGAAGUGGGAAUUCCUCUCCCAAACGAACAAAAUAAGUCCAAGAUAGUGUUCACCACCCCAUAUAAGCAUGUGUGCGGCCUCAUGGAAGCUCAAAGGAACAUUGAAUUGGAAUGUUUGUCACCACAGCAAGCGUGGGAUUUGUUUCAAGACAAGGUGCGAAAAGAGAUCCUAAAUUCUGAUCCCGAAAUAUUCAAUCUAGCCCAACACAUUUGCCAAGAAUGUGCUGGUUUGCCACGUAAGCUGGUUACAGUUGCACGAGCCAUGGCUAGCAAGACAACUUCCAAGGAAUGGAAUGAUGCAAUAACUUUCUUCAGGAUAUCCUCUUCUCAACUUUCAGAAGGUCAGUUUAGAGAUGAUACUGCAGUUUUUUCUAAGUCCUAUUCAGAUGACUCAAACAUCGGUAAUGAUGAUGAUUCCUAUAGUACAACCAUGGAAACCAAGUGCCUUCCUGCCCCAUGUCCAAAAUUUAGGCGCAUUAUAAAGUCUUGGCAGAAGGGGGACCUUCUGGGAAGUGGAUCAUUCGGAACAGUCUACGAAGCUUUCACUGAUUAUGGGUUCUUUUUUGCCGUGAAGGAGGUUUCUUUGCUUGAUCAAGGAAGCAAGGUUCAACUUCAACAAGAAAUCUCUCUCUUAAGGCAUUUUGAACAUGAGAACAUUGUUCAAUACCUUGGUACAGAAAAGAAUGAUGGCAAACUCUAUAUCUUCCUUGAGCUUGUAUCCAAUGGUUCGCUUGCCAACCUCUAUCGAAAGUACCAGCUGCGCGAUUCCCAAGUUUCUGUAUAUACAAGGGAUAUUUUGAAUGGUUUAAAUUAUCUUCACAGCCGAAAUGUGGUUCACAGGGAUAUAAAAUGUGCUAAUAUACUGGUGGAUAUAAAUGGAUCUGUGAAACUUGCAGAUUUUGGGUUGGCAAAGAAAACCAAGUUUAACGACAUAAAGUCUUGCAAAGGGACUGUUUUUUGGAUGGCCCCAGAGGUUGUUAAGAGUCGUGGCGGCUAUGGGCUUGCGGCUGAUAUAUGGAGCCUUGGAUGCACUGUGUUAGAGAUGUUAACCCGCCAAGUUCCAUACUCGCACUUGGAAGCGCCGCAAGCAUUAUAUAGGAUUGGCAGGGGUGAAACUCCUCCUAUUCCUGGUUACUUAUCAAGAGAUGCCCAAGAUUUUAUCCUUGAAUGCUUAAAAGUUAACCCAGAUGAUCGGCCUAUUGCUGCUAAGCUACUGGACCAUCCAUUUGUGAAGAGGCAGUCGACAACUUCUGUAGACCCUGUGUCCCCACUAUGAUGGCAUACUUCAUAAAAGAUUUGGUCCUCUUUUGGUGACCAAAGAAAUCGAGCGAAUUCAUAUGACACAUGAACUGGUUUUAAAUGAGAAGCCAAGCACUGCGCUCUACCAUAUUGACCCGCCAAUUCUUAGCAUGGGAGAGCAAAGUUAGUCUACAGUCUACACGCGUCUCCAAUGUAGAUGGUUGUAUGAUGAGCAAUAAGUGUGUGUUUUUUGGUCCUCUCUUUUUCUCAUUUAUCAUUCUUUAUUGUAUUGGCAGAGAAGGGACGUAGAAGGAAAAUCAUAUUUGUACGAGUAAUUGUAAAUAUAAAGUGAUAUUUGUAUGCAAGUAAACUGGCUGAAAAGAUUGUGGCUUUGUGGUUGA
Molecule: messenger RNA, 3117 nt
Organism: Cornus florida
Lineage: Eukaryota; Viridiplantae; Streptophyta; Magnoliopsida; Cornales; Cornaceae
Product: disease resistance protein UNI-like
Exons: 10
Coding region: 675-2753 (692 amino acids)
Biological process (GO): protein phosphorylation
Molecular function (GO): protein kinase activity; ADP binding; ATP binding
Source: RefSeq, a predicted model, not a curated record